Myotis daubentonii (Daubenton's bat) is the source of this 5042-nucleotide messenger RNA. It is a transcript of the gene MPP7, whose product is annotated as MAGUK p55 scaffold protein 7. Gene Ontology annotation, molecular function: protein binding. Lineage: Eukaryota; Metazoa; Chordata; Mammalia; Chiroptera; Vespertilionidae. The record is from RefSeq and is a predicted model, not a curated record.
GCCCCGCGGAGGGAGGGGUGAGUGGCUACUCGCAGGGCUGGAGUAGGGGCCCGGCUCGUGCUGGGAUCCGGCUUUCCGCGCCCGCCGGCUUCUGUUUGUCCUCUGCAGCGGCGCUGCUGCGGUCUGUCUCGCUGCCUCGGAGCCCGGGGCUGCAGGGGCCAGAGCGAGCACGCCUCCCGCGGCCACGGCAGCCCAGAGCAGAAACGGCCUGUGCGAUAUAUAAAUCUUGGUAGACAGCGUGGCUGCAGGCUGUGGAGCUGGAAUUCCCUGCAGCUUUCUGAGCCGAGAACGUUGGUUUGGAGUGCGGCAUCCAGCCUGCAGUCUGCAUCAUGCCAGCCUUGUCAACAGGACCUGGGAGUGACACAGGUCUGUAUGAGCUGUUGGCUGCCCUGCCAGCCCAGCUGCAGCCACAUGUGGAUAGCCAGGAAGACCUAACCUUCCUCUGGGAUAUGUUUGGUGAAAAAAGCCUGCAUUCACUGGUAAAGAUUUAUGAAAAACUACACUAUUAUGAGAGGCAGAAUCCUGUGCCCAUCCUCCACAGCGCAGCAGCCUUGGCGGAUGAUCUGGCUGAAGAGCUGCAGAACAAGCCAUUAAAUACUGAGAUCAGAGAGCUGUUGAAACUACUGUCAAAACCCAAUGUGAAGGUGAGGACAUGCAAUGAAUAUCUUCCAAAAGGCCCACUUCAGAUGAAUUUUGCUUUGAGCUUCAAUUUUCAAGCUUUGCUCUCUGUGCAUGACACUGUGGCUCAGAAGAAGUAUGAUCCAGUAUUGCCUCCUAUGCCUGAUGAUAUUGAUGAUGAGGAAGACUCAGUAAAAAUAAUCCGUCUGGUCAAAAAUAGAGAACCCCUGGGAGCCACCAUUAAGAAAGAUGAGCAGACUGGGGCCAUCAUUGUGGCCAGAAUCAUGAGAGGAGGGGCUGCAGACAGAAGUGGUCUUAUUCAUGUUGGUGAUGAACUUAGGGAAGUGAAUGGGAUACCAGUUGAGGAUAAAAAACCUGAAGAAAUCAUUCAGAUUUUGGCUCAGUCUCAGGGAGCAAUUACAUUUAAGAUCAUACCCAGCAUCAAAGAGGAGACACCAUCUAAAGAAGGCAAGAUGUUUAUCAAAGCCCUCUUUGACUAUGACCCUAAUGAGGAUAAAGCAAUUCCAUGUAAGGAAGCUGGGCUUUCUUUCAAAAAGGGAGAUAUUCUUCAGAUUAUGAGCCAAGAUGAUGCAAUGUGGUGGCAAGCGAAGCAUGAAGGUGAUGCCAAUCCCAGGGCAGGCUUGAUUCCUUCGAAGCACUUCCAGGAAAGGAGAUUGGCUCUGAGACGACCAGAAAUAAUAGUUCAGCCCCUGAAAAUUUCCAACAGGAAAUCAUAUGCUGACUAUGCUGGUAACAACAGUGGAACCUAUCUAGCUGGUUUUAGAAGAAGUUUCCGUCUAAGUAGAAAAGAUAAGAAAACAAAUAAAUCCAUGUAUGAAUGUAAGAAGAGUGAUCAAUAUGAUACAGCUGAUAUACCCACAUAUGAGGAAGUAACCCCGUAUCGGCGACAAAUGAAUGAGAAAUACAGACUUGUUGUCUUGGUUGGUCCUGUAGGUGUAGGUUUGAAUGAACUGAAACGAAAGCUGCUGAUCAGUGAUACACAGCACUAUGGUGUGACAGUGCCCCACACUACCAGAGCAAGAAGAAGCCAGGAGAGUGAUGGUGUUGAAUAUAUUUUCAUUUCCAAGCAUUUGUUUGAGACAGAUGUGCAAAAUAACAAGUUUAUUGAAUAUGGUGAAUAUAAAAACAACUACUAUGGCACAAGUAUAGACUCAAUUCGGUCUGUCCUAGCUAAAAACAAAGUUUGCUUGUUGGAUGUUCAACCUCAUACUGUGAAGCAUUUAAGGACACUAGAAUUUAAGCCCUAUGUGAUAUUUAUAAAGCCUCCAUCAAUAGAGCGUUUGAGGGAGACAAGAAAAAAUGCAAAGAUUAUUUCAAGUAGAGAUGACCAGGGUACUGCGAAGCCUUUUACAGAAGAAGACUUUGAAGAAAUGAUUAAAUCAGCACAGAUAAUGGAAAGUCAGUAUGGUCAUCUCUUUGACAAAAUUAUAGUUAAUGAUGAUCUCACCAUCGCAUUCAAAGAACUAAAAACAACUUUUGACAAAUUGGAGACAGAGACUCACUGGGUCCCAGUAAGCUGGUUACAUUCAUAACUAAGAGAGAUUUCCAUUGAUUGUAGAGUAAUGAUUAGAUCAGUUACCAUUUUGGUGGUAGGAUGUUUUUAAAAAAUCUUUAUCACGGUCAUAGAUGUGCAAUCUUGGUUAAAAUUGAAUGUUAGUUUUGUUUGUAUCUUUUUAUAGCCUUAUUUCAAACACAAUGUUUGAAUAUAAGAUCCAAAAUUGAAAUUUGUACAGUACUGUAUUCUGAGCAGUUUUGAACUUUCUGCCUUUCUUUAUAUAUAGCUCUAUCUCCAAGUUGAGGUUGACGUUUUUAGAGAGACAUAACUGGAGAAUAAAUAUUAGAGAUCAGCUGGUGUCAAACAUGGUCGCUGCCAUCAAAUCUGCUCAUUAGCACUUGCAAAGAAUUAGCUACGCAGCCUUGAGCAGCUCCAGGCAGACAGGACAGCUUUGCUGGAUUUUGGGUAGAUCAUCAUAGGGGUCCUCUUUCUAUUCUAAAAGUGCAAGCUUUUUCUGAUGUAUAUGCAGUACAGUAAGUCCUCACUUAAUGUCAUUAAUAGUGGGUAUUUAAUGACCUAUAAGGAAACCAAUUUUACCGUAAGCUAAUUGAUAUAAGCAGGAGUUAAGUUCCUAUGGCAUCUCAUCAGCGUUAUAAUGAAACUUAUGUUGAACAAAAGGACAUUAUUCGAGGACCAGUGUGUGCAUUUAAAAAUCAUUCUUAAAGGAAUUACUGAAAAACUGCCUGAGUGACCUUCUUGUUAUAGCUUGAAGGGACUUAUGAGUACUAUCUGUACUCAACAAAUAUUUACUAAGGGAAGAUAGGGCUAAAAUUUAUUAUAUAUGUAACUAAAUUUUUUCCUAUAGCAUUGAUCUUAAAAUGUUUAUAUCUUGGUGCAAGAAAUGAUUACAAAGGACAUUUUUAUUUGUAUAUCCUUAGGUAACAUUUCUAGAGUCACAAAAAAGUGUGUGUUUUUUUUAAACUGGCUUUGGAUUUUCCCAAUAAAUUAUAAGAAUGUGAUUCCUAUUCUAAAAGCAGAGAUUUGACAUGUUUCUGGUAUAGUUAAAGAAGAUAUAGUUAAAGACAAAAAUGUUAAAUAUGCACAGUUUAUCACCAUAUAUUUAAAUUGUACUAAGAUGUACUUCAGAAAACUUUUCAUGUAUUAACUUAUUUCUUCAUCAAAAUAAUUCUUAAUAUUGGCCAGGUACCACCAUAAUCUUGCCAUUUUUAAGAAGUUUAAGAAAGGCUCUUAUAAAUUUUUAGAUGGAACCUCUUAUUUUUCUUUUAUACUACUGACCUCUAGCAAGUGAAUUAUAUAGCUCAAAAUAGUAGAAAUGUUCAUAAGUUAUAUUAGAAUAUGUCCUGUCAUACUUGCAUGCAGUAAGAUCCUGCCAAUCAAAAAAUCUUUGCAUCUGUGACUUUCAAACAGAAAAAAAGAAAGGUUUUUGUUGAUUUAUAAAAGAGAGUUUAGAUGCCAUGUUUAAAGAAAAAUAGAAUGCAGUAAAAUUUUAUAUAUUUAUGAACUAUAUGAGAGGCAUAUUUUUUAAUUAUUAAAUGGGGCUACUCAUAAAAUAAAUUAUAUGUAUAGAUGGAAAUAACUUAAAAUAGUAGUUUUAUAAGUCAGGGUCAGCAUUCCAUGUAAAUAUUUGACCUUUAUUUCGUACACAGGUAGACCCACUAGCGUGUUAUAUGUGCACUGGACAUGUGGUAGCAUUAUCCACUGGAUUUCCUUCAGACAUGUCAGAUUUCAUUUUAGGAACAGAGACAAAAAGUACUGUAAUGAUAUUGACACACACCAACAUAUUUAGAUAAUCAGACUAAGUAUCACUUAACAACAUAAUCCAAACAAUGGUUUCUAUGUUUAUUAACUAAAUAGUAAACAAUAUGCUUUUUAAAAAGAGGGGGAGGGAUUGCCAAAUCCGAUCCUAAAGCCAUACUUAAAAUUGUGUGCUGGUCAAGUCUUACUUAAAUGGUUUGACUAUUGAUGAAAUUACCCUAUACAAAGAGUAAUGGGAAAUAUAUGAUAAUUUAGGCAAUAAUAUAAAUAAUUUGGCAAUCCAAAUUCUUUUUUCUGAAAUAGUUGCAUGAAUUUUUUUUUUAUUUGCAGAUAACUGCCUCAGUUCUUUACUGUAGGGGUAGAGGUAGUAUAAGAUGGUGGAGACUGAAUCCUUUUUCUUCUGGGGACUGGAGAUGUUAUAAAAAUGUAACUGUCUAAACCUUUCUCCCUUUUUAGACUGGAGCUAAAUAAUAUUUUGAAAAUAGUGUAAAGGGGGGUACUUUAAGAAAUCUUUUAUCAGGUGGUGUACAUGGUCUGGCAGGUGAAGUUUGCAUGGCCACUUGAUGCUUACAAAGGAUAUGGUUACAAUUUAAUAAGGCAGUGCCAGCUCCAAGGGCUGGUUGACAACUGUCACAAAGGCUCUUGAUUCUGUACUCUCUGCACCCCAAACUCCUCCGGCAAGGAAACGAUGGGCUGCGCACCUCCCUGUACUAGUUCUUUAAGUAACCUGCUCCCAAGACAGAGUGUCAGCCACUAUUUGAGAGAAGAGGAAUGUUUUUUAAAUCCAAAUAUUUAAUCCAAGGUCAAGAAGAAAUUUGUAUAUUCCCAUGACUAACAAAUGAGAGUCAGUUAAAAAUAAAAAGGUGGAAUUGAAAUAUAAUAUUGUACCACUAUUUUACCUACCAAUAUAGAUGUUUUUGAAUUUUUAAGGCUGACAUUCCUGGUAUUAUGUAUAUAUAGCUAAAUGAUAAUUUAAAAUUGAUGAACAUGGAAACUUCUCAGAUUUACAAAACUGUGUUGUUAAAAGCUUCCUGAAGAUAGAGUUUUAUUAUUUAUUUUCUUUAUGACUAGUAAAAAUUUAUAAAUGAAUGUAAUGGAAAACCUUUGAUCUUAAUAAAGUAUCUUCAGAUUA